This is a messenger RNA of Microplitis demolitor, 3518 nucleotides long. RefSeq lists its product as uncharacterized. Gene Ontology annotation, molecular function: DNA binding; protein binding. Lineage: Eukaryota; Metazoa; Arthropoda; Insecta; Hymenoptera; Braconidae. The transcript has 9 exons. Gene Ontology annotation, biological process: regulation of transcription by RNA polymerase II. Gene Ontology annotation, cellular component: nucleus. Bases 376 to 2319 code for a protein of 647 amino acids. The record is from RefSeq and is a predicted model, not a curated record.
UUCAGAGAACAGGUGAAUAUCGCGAUUCAGACCAACGCCCGUACUUUCAAACUCUAAUAAUCAAGUCCCAGAGUCCGUUUUCCGAUUUUUAGUAAGAGCCUUUAUAACUUUUUUCGAAAUUUAAUUUAAUCUCGUUGAUUUUAUUUAUCGGAUUUCUCUGCGUGUCUAGACGGCGUAGGCUAAUGAGCUAAGAAAAAUAAGGACAGUGACGUGUGAAAUCUGCUGCUAUUUUUUUAAUUAAUCCGCAAUCUGACUUACCGACUUCAGGACACCAGGUCCUGUCUUUUACGUCGUGUUAACGCUUUUGUUUAUUUUUUUUUAAUUAAUUAUGUGAUUCAUCGGGUGGUUUUGUGGAUAAUAAACAAGCCUGGUUAAAUGGAGGCUGCUCGUUACUGGGGUGUUCACUACAGCGGAGGGAUGGCCGGGCAGCAUUACUGCCUGCGCUGGAACAAUUACCAGUCAAAUAUGACCUCAGUGUUCCACCAGCUUUUGCAAACGGAGGCUUUCGUGGACGUGACACUUGCCUGCAACGAGGCAUCGUUAAAGGCGCACAAGGUCGUGCUAUCAGCAUGCAGUUCAUACUUUAAAAAACUCCUGCUAUCAAACCCCUGCAAGCAUCCGACGAUAAUAAUGCCCCAGGACGUGUGUUUCAACGACUUGAAAUUCAUAAUAGAGUUCGUCUAUAAGGGGGAAAUAGACGUGUCCCAAGCGGAACUUCAGUCAUUAUUGAAAACGGCGGAUCAAUUAAAAAUAAAAGGACUCUGCGAAGUGCCGGAGAGUAAGGAAGCGCCAGCAACAGUAAGCUUGAGCUCGUCACCACGAGAACCAGGAGGUGGUGCAUCGAGAUUCAAUUACGCGAAACUUAAGAGACAUCACCCAAAGUACAAACGACAACGAACGGGAUUCGCUGGUGGAGUUGCUGGCGUUGGAGAGGCUGCUGUUGGAGGAGGAGCUGGAAGACCGACUAGCACUGACUCGAGGGGACAAUACGACAGGUACAAAGAGGAGGAUAACGAGAACACUGGGGCUGGAGGAUUCGGCUGUGAAAACGACAAAGAGAAUCACCGGGGUGACUGGCAGACGGAGGAUGAGGAGUGCGGAGGAGACGCAGCAGUAAUCCUGGAAUCCUGCCAGCGAGACACCAACAACGGUAACGGCACAAACAACAAUAACGGUGACAUGUUCUGUCACACAGGUCUAGGUCAUUACGGUCACCAUCCGGAUCCAGGCGAAGUCGACUUACCACCAGAGACUCAGCCGACGCCGCCGAGUGCCACCCUCGUCGGUACCACUAUCACACAUCUCAGGGACACUGAUAACCAUUCUACAGAUAUACAAAAUUGUGAUAACGUUAAAAUAAAAUUUGAAACACUUCACACGAUGGAUUCAUCAGACACAAUAGACAUUGACAGUCAUAUGUCGGAUUGUGCGAGCGUUAGUUCUAAACAUGCAGCUGAGGGUGACAAUAUGAUGAUGAUAACACCCGAAUUAUUGGGUUUGAUGCCGUCCGGCAGUUCAGUUCAUUCAAAUUCCGGUGAAAACAAUUCACGAAGUCACUCGGGAGGCUCUGGACAUCAUCAUGGCUCUAAAUCAUGGACACAGGAAGACAUGGACGCUGCACUUGACGCUCUCAGGAAUCACGACAUGAGUUUAACAAAAGCUUCGGCGACAUUCGGAAUCCCAUCGACGACAUUGUGGCAGCGCGCCCACCGACUGGGCAUCGACACUCCAAAGAAAGACGGACCCACUAAAUCCUGGAGCGACGAGAGUCUGAACAACGCGUUGGAGGCUCUAAGGACGGGAACUAUUUCCGCGAACAAAGCGUCGAAGGCGUUCGGCAUACCCUCGAGUACGCUGUACAAAAUAGCCAGGAGAGAGGGCAUAAGAUUGGCGGCUCCAUUCAAUGCGAGUCCCACCACUUGGUCGCCGGCGGAUCUUGACAGAGCUCUUGAGGCAAUAAGGUCUGGCCAGACUUCUGUACAAAGAGCUUCCACCGAAUUCGGUAUACCCACGGGUACUCUCUACGGGAGAUGUAAACGAGAGGGAAUUGAAUUGAGUCGGAGUAAUCCAACUCCUUGGAGUGAGGAUGCUAUGACCGAAGCUCUCGAAGCUGUCAGGUUGGGUCACAUGAGUAUAAAUCAAGCGGCAAUUCAUUACAAUCUCCCAUACUCAUCUCUCUACGGUCGUUUCAAACGCGGCAAGUAUGAAGAGCCAGUCGCAGAGUUAUCUCAAGACGGUACAAAUCCCCACUUCCAUCAGAGCCCGCACCACAAUCACUCAUCUUCACUUCCCGAUCAAAUGCCUUAUCAGGGCAGCUGAAAUUUACCUCUCUACUAGGACACACCAGCUCCUAGAUACAUCGCUCUCGAUCUCACUUGCUCGUUUUCUCGUCUAUAAAUAAUAAUAAUAAUAAUAAUAAAACUUCUAUUACUACUUCUGCUACUACUACUACUCCCCCCACAAUUAUUAUUAUGGAUCAUCGAGGAUCAAUGAGACGAUUGCGUUGCGAGAAUUCUCUUGCAGUAUUACAAAACGUUUAUACCCACACUUUUGAAAUAAAAAUAAAUUUCGUUGAUAAACGUAAUAUCUAAUGAGGCGGAUAAAUGUACAGAGGGUAAAAUUACCUGUGAAAUUUUUGUAUUUUAAUCAAGUAUAGUUAGAAAGAUGUUUUAAAUUAGUUACGGAGCAACAAACAAUUAAAUAUAUAAAUAAAUAUUAAAUUCAAUAACUAUAAGUACAAUCGUUACUCCGUUGAUUUGUAAUUUACGAUUAAGAACAUCAGGGAUAAAAAUUUAAAAAAAAAUUAAAAUUAACAAACGUAUAAAAAUGGAUCAAUAUAUAUAUAAAUAUAAAUAUGAUAAUUAUUUUUAAACAAUUAAAUUUUAAUUUAUAGUUCGCUUUAUUUUUAGUCUUCCAAAGGAACAAAAAAAUUUUCUCUACAUUUUUUUUAUACAGAUAUUAAUUAUUGAUUAUUGAUUAAUUAUUAAUUACUAAUUAAUUAAUUGUUAAAGAAAAUAAUAGGCAUUGAACAAUAAAUUUUUUACCGCGUUCGUAGACUGAGUUUAUAUGUAACGAACAAAAAAAAAAUAAUAAAUUACAAGCAAUGAUUUCUGUGUGUUGAGGAUAUUAAUUAUUUAGUUUUAUUAAUUAGGGAGGAUGAUUUUAACUGUAAUUGUUUAUUGUUUUAAUUAGAUUUGUAAUAUGAAAUUUUAGUUGCGACAAACUGCCAGGCGCAUCAGUAUGUUUAUGAUAAUAUUAAUUUAUGCUCAUUGCUGGUGUAAUUAUUUUAUUAUUAUUUUUAUUUUUAUUGGUAUGGAUCGAGUGACAAGUAUAUAAGGUAUAUUGUAAUGUAAAUUUUUAUACCUUAUAUAUAUAUAUGAAUACAAAGGAAAUAAGAGUUUAAUAAAGUAUGGAUAAUAUUAUAUAUGUAUAUGUAUAUGUAUAAAUAAUUAAAUGAUAACUGAUAAAUAAAUGUACAGUUUAUAUAUUUUAAAUUAAAAAUUAAUUAUAAAUGUAAC